CUGAGCAGAUCGUACGUUCAAAGUUACAGCGGCAAAAAGUGAGGCAGGAACUAUCCAGUGAGAGAGAGAGUCACAUUCGAGAAGUCACAGGAUUUCACGAGGUCACAAUUGUCAGUGGCAGUUUCCUCCCAGGAAAACGUUGUCCGCAGAAAUCUUCUAACAUUCUGCACUCUUUGUCAAGGCAAAGAUGACAGCUUCCAGAGGGGCUGUUCUUCACACCCUCUGCAUUCUGGUCCUCAUGUCUCAGUUGGGCUCCUGCACCGAGGUGGCGCCGAGCGGGGUCCCGAGCAGCACGGCGGACUACACGGAUCCUUGGAGCGACAACAGCGAGACUGUCGACUACAGUGACUUCGUUCAGCAAUGCCAGAAGGAGGAUGUGCGCUCGUUCCGCAGGACCUUCCUGCCCGCCGUCUACACGCUGGUGUGCCUGCUGGGGCUGCUGGGCAACGGGCUGGUGGUGCUCACCUACCUGUACUACAAGCGGCUGCGGACCAUGACCGACGUGUACCUGCUGAACCUGGCCCUGGCCGACCUGCUGUUCCUACUCACGCUGCCCUUCUGGGCGGUGAGUGUGGUGCGCCAGUGGCUGUUCGGCCGCGCCAUGUGUAAGGCGGUGCACGGCCUCUACCGCCUGAGCUUCAUCAGCGGUAUGCUGCUGCUCAUGUGUAUCAGCAUCGAUCGCUACUUCUCCAUCGUCAGGGCGGCCUCGGCUCACCGCCUCCGCUCCAGGGCCGUCUACUGCAGCAAGCUGGUGUCCGUGGGGGUCUGGCUCUUCUCCGCCGUCUUCUCCGUGCCCGAGCUGAUCUACAGCGACGAGCAGACGGUGGAGGACACGGUGCGCUGCAGGAUGAACCAGGACAACACCACCUUCAUCUACACCACCAGCCUGCAGCUCUCCUUCGGCUUUCUCCUGCCGCUGCUGGUGAUGACCUUCUGCUACUGCGUGGUGGUGCGGACGCUGCUGCUCGCCAGGAACUUUGAGAAGAACAAGGCCAUCAAGGUGAUCAUCGCCGUGGUGCUGGUCUUCCUGCUCUUCCAACUGCCGUACAAUAGCGUGUUGCUCAUCGACACCAUCGCCGACGUGAACGCCACCGUGACGGACUGCGCGCUCAGCAAACGCAUGACCAUGGCCCUGGACAUCAGCAAGAGCCUGGCCUACGUCCGCUGCUGCCUCAACCCUUUCCUCUACGCCUUCAUCGGCGUCAAGUUCCGCAACGACCUGCUCAAACUGCUGAAGGAACUGGGCUGCGUGAGCAGCGAAAAGCUGCUGAAAUUGGCGACCAUGCGGCCCACGGCCAGCGGCGUGCGGACCACGGUGGUGACCGACACCGACAGUACCACCACCUACUCCCCGUGAGGCGUCCUCACACCCCCGGGCCCGGGCCCGUCCUCGGCCAACGGGGGCCACCCAAACUCAACGGGAAGCGAGCGAGCUGCUGUUCCUCUGGCACUAACACCCCCUCCUCCUCAUAACCCUCCCUCCUCCUCAUAACCCUCCCCGCCCCCUCACCUCCCCAUAACCGUCCCCACCUCCCCAUAAUCCCACAUGCCCAUAACCCACCUUCCUCCCCAUAAACCCCCCUCCUCUCCAUUGCCCACCUCACCUCCCCAUUACCCUCCCCAUCACCGCCACCU
Pristis pectinata (smalltooth sawfish) is the source of this 1635-nucleotide messenger RNA. RefSeq names its product chemokine (C-C motif) receptor 7 (gene ccr7). The transcript has 3 exons. Gene Ontology annotation, molecular function: chemokine (C-C motif) ligand 19 binding; C-C motif chemokine 19 receptor activity; chemokine (C-C motif) ligand 21 binding. The record is from RefSeq and is a predicted model, not a curated record. Gene Ontology annotation, biological process: inflammatory response; immune response; chemotaxis. Lineage: Eukaryota; Metazoa; Chordata; Chondrichthyes; Rhinopristiformes; Pristidae. Bases 188 to 1357 code for a protein of 389 amino acids. Gene Ontology annotation, cellular component: membrane.